CAAGCUUUGCAGCCACCAAUCGUACACCAUCGAAGCGAGAGUUUACCGUACGCAUAUGAAUAUCCAAACGUUGGUUAUCCAAUAGUGCAAAACGUGGAACAAGCGAUAGCUCCAACUUCUAAACAACUUGUAAUAGUCAGUUUCAUUGGAUUGCUUUUACUUCUUGCUAUCAUUCAAAAUACAUUAGCUUCGACCAAGAGAAAAGAUACUAUGGUAGAUGUUCUUCCAUCCAAACGAAAACGAGACGUUCAUGCUAUUUAUGACUUUAAUUCUAUCACUCCAGAAGAAGAAAAAGAAGAAGAACAAAUUGUAUUGAACGACGAUGCUCGAGUACGUUGCAUUCAAAAAACAAUUUGUCUUGAAAAUCAAAAACUAUUUCAAGAUCUAGGUUUAAUAGGAAAAAUUCUAGCGAAAUAUCUAACAAGGAACGUCGAGAAAUCUGUUAAAUCAUCUUCGGGAUGGGAUCGAUUGGUCGAGGAUGCAGGAUCAGCUGGAUUACGUGGUGAAGAUUGUGAUCUUCUUUAUAGGGAUUGUGAUAAUCCUAUAAUUUUUCUAUCGCCAACCAAAGAGAAGAAAGUUGCUUCGAAAGAAGUGACAUCUACGAGUUCAGAUCGAGUGGAAGAGGGCAACGAAGACGACGAAUACGACGAAUACGACGAGUACGACGAAUACGACGAAUACGACGAGUACGACGAGUACGACGAAUACGAGGAAUACGACGACGGAGACGAAGAAGACGAGGUCGAAUAUGCCGAAGCAAUUGUUGACGAUGACUCGGACGACGAAGACGACGAUGAUGUUCCAUUCUCGUACGAACAACGUUGA
Molecule: messenger RNA, 825 nt
Organism: Vespula pensylvanica (western yellowjacket)
Lineage: Eukaryota; Metazoa; Arthropoda; Insecta; Hymenoptera; Vespidae
Exons: 5
Source: RefSeq, a predicted model, not a curated record